Messenger RNA from Microstroma glucosiphilum, 919 nucleotides. RefSeq lists its product as hypothetical. Lineage: Eukaryota; Fungi; Basidiomycota; Exobasidiomycetes; Microstromatales; Microstromataceae. Bases 120 to 650 code for a protein of 176 amino acids. The record is from RefSeq and is a predicted model, not a curated record. The transcript has a single exon.
UGGAUUGAGGGGGGGCGGGGAAAGGAGGCCCGCGAUGGCCUUUGGGGCAUCUACGCUCGCCCGCUUCAUGGCUUCUUUACGCUGGGUAUCCGCUCCCUCGAUAAGACGAGUGUCGGCCGAUGCGGUGCUCAUCAGAUAAAAGGUCCGGCAAGGGCGGAGCAAGUUCUAUUGUGCCGAACACGGCCGUGCAUCGGCGGACUGGCGGAGCUCGCAAGCCACUCAGCAAUAAGCGAGGCGCCUGCAGUACACACGCGGGGACCCUACAUUUCCUUCCUCGUUACCUUGCUCUCGGAUGGUUGAGCUCGCCUUGCGACGAGAAGUCUGUGUAUGGGAAUAACGUCUCUUGGAUAAGGCAAAACAUCGGCGAAGAUCCUGGAGUGCCCAUCUCAGUAGGUGUGGGAAUGUGGAGGUCCUUGCGAAGAAGCUCAGCGGCGAUCGAGCAAGCUUUCUCGCCUGCGGACCCAACGCCAGAGAGCAUUGGCGAGAGACAAGUUAUCUCACCGUUGAACCGCACCUUUGCCGCCAGACUCCUAUUAGUGGCAUGGUCGGCCAUCCUACUGGAUUCACACAUACCGGCGCAGAAUUACACCGCCUUCCUUCUGAGGGCAGUGAGACGUUUCAGAGCAUUAUUUCAGUGCAAGACACGAUAGUGCAUAGUAGAUGAAGUGUCGUCGAUUGGGCCCACGGAACACCAACGAGACAUGGUGACAAAAGACAGUGUUAUACCUCUUCCUCUACGCCUUCUGAGCGCCUGCUCAAGGGCCCCUCGAUUCUACCAUCACUGAACCCGGGGAAUGUCCAUGAAGGCGGCAUAGCCCCUCAUGUACUUGAUACAGCAGUGUCGAUAAUGGAAGCGCAGGAGGUCCACGUUGGGAGCCCCGUACUGAGCGCGGAAUCGGUCGGGACCAAGUACCUUGCC